AUGGCUUUGAGCCUGCAGGACUCACCUGACGAAAGGGCAUCACCUUACGCUUUCAUCACACGAACCGACUUGCUCUUGCUAGAAACAUUCGACAGUAGAAGAAGUACAAAAGAGGACCGCUUACGUCUAUUCUCUCAGUUGGGCAACCAAAGGCUUACUCCAUGGGUUCUAUCAUUCUAUGAGCUGAAAACUUUUCUUUUAGGUUCUUGCCCAUCACAGGGCAAAGGUCAUCCGCAGACCUUACCAGCAGCCAGGGACAGUUUCAACUCUCAUCAACUCAAUUACAUCGAUCCUGUGACUUCAUUCACCGCAUUAGAGGAUGGUCUCUCGAGCCUUAGGGACUGGGCUACUUCCGAUCGACAGACGAUUGACAAACUUGAAGCUAGCGCAUCAACAACAAGCUCCAAGAAAGAGCAUCCCGUUUACGAAUCAUAA
Molecule: messenger RNA, 435 nt
Organism: Striga asiatica
Lineage: Eukaryota; Viridiplantae; Streptophyta; Magnoliopsida; Lamiales; Orobanchaceae
Source: the annotation of a GenBank genome assembly